AGCAUAAGGGUUGGUUAGUGAUAGUGGGACACGAGUAAGGCACGAAAAAAAUCUGUUCCAUAACUAAGCCGAUUCCGUUAUCAUCAGUUUUUCCUUAUCUAUGUAGCUACGGCUCGCGUUGUGAACACAGAAAUUAUGAGCGCCGCAAAUCCUGGGCAAGUUUCAGCCAAGCUCUCGAAGCUGGCGACGCUUGAUGAAAUCGAGGCCUACCUUUUUCGCGGAAGCGAGGCCUGGUCGAAUGCUGGGCGCACUAGCCGCGAUGCUCAGGAGCAAGAAAAACAUGUCGCGGCUCCUCGACUAUUGACUUAUCGAAAAUGCCUUGAGCUUUCCUGCGCCCGCGAGAACUGGCAAACAAAGACCGUUCUAGAUCGCUUCGUCGAUGGUGCCGAAGAGGAGGCUAGAAGUCCCUCCACGUCCUCUAAAUCGAAGAAGGAGAAAAGCGCCGUGGAGGACGAAGACCUCUCCGCUAAGCCAGAUUUGCAGGUUAUGAAGGAGGUGGAAACUUUGCAGAACCUGCAUCUAGAGUGGCAGUCGCUAGGUCCCUGUGUCGGAGUCGCGCUGCAUCCGUUCCGGAGUCUAGUGAAUCUGUACUUGCAGUACAACCGUUUAGGCGACACCGUAUGGACCGAGGUGGCAGGGCUCGACAGACUGGAACUGUUAGCGCUGCAACACAACCAACUCACGACGCUGGCAGCCAAUUUUCAAUUGCCAGUUGCGGAUCCGACGACUGAGGAGAUGCGAAAAUCACUGUUGGUGAGCGAUUCACACCUUGUUUUGUUGUAUCCGCAAUGCGGUGAAGAUGUGAUGCACGGCAUGACUAUGAUCGUAAAUCGAUGACACUACUAUAUUCGCAAGCUCUACUAGAAGUGCUGCUUGCUCAGGAAAUGAAACAUACUCCACUCGUCUCUUACCAGGUUCUUGACGUUAGUGGUAAUCGCAUCGAAUCGUUUGCGGUUGAGAAAUUGCCGGAGUCUCUCUGCAUUCUGAAUGUCAUGGGGAACCCCGUAUCUCUUGCCCUAUCAGAUGCGCUGCAACGCUGUCCCGAUCUUCAGGUGUUCAAUGGUGCGGAACUUGAGACAGCAACGGCCGUUGAGUCUACAAAGGCAAAAGGUGACGAUGCCGCACUAGAUGUGGUCGGAGUGCUUGCGCAAGGAGGAGAUGAAAACGUAGAAGAUGAGAAACUUUUUGAUCAGAAAACCGAAGACGAUCUGCAGGCAUCUAAAGUCCAGCUCCUUGAAGGUAUCCGUGCGGAAUUUCUCGCUCUCGACGAGGCAAAAAUUUUGGCAGCGGCCGAAGAUCAGGACAAGAAAGGUCCAACUGCUGGCGUACCUUCCCGAGAAACUAACAUUGCCGCGGGGGCCACAAGAGCGGCGGAAGAACAGAACCGCACCACCAGUGAGGAGGAGCAGCCUGCGGCUGAAGUCGCUGAGUUUGGAGACGAAGAUGCAGCGGCUGAUGCCGAGGUCUUGCGUGCAUUGGCAGAAAAGAAAACACUCUUGCGUAGGAAGCGACAAAUCGAAGGUGAAAUGGAGCUUGCCAUUCAGCUUUUCGAAAAAGAGCUAGCACAGCAGCGACUCGAAGAAGCUGCGAUUGACGAGGUUGAUGGUGCAGAGGGAGAUAAUGGAGAAGAAGAUGAAGAUAGAAGAGAAAAUAUGGGGAACGAGGAGCUCGAACUGGGCGACAUUGAGAAUAAAGCAAAGAAAUCUGACGAGAAGAACAAAAAUAAUGAUAUAGAUAAAAACGUCAGCACUAAGACAUUGACGCGACGCGCAAAACUUCGAAGGCAACGGAAAGAGUUGGAGCUUUUUGAAGACAGUCUCUCCCUCGAAGAUCAGUAUCAGCUGUGGAAACGUGCUCGUGAAGUGACAGCGCGUGCGUCACUUCCAAAUUGAUAGACAUUACUUCCUAUGGACUGAGGCUCGAGGCAGGACCAAUCGACCAAUACUCUUUUUUGUACAGGUUGAAAAUGAAAAUCUUGCUAGUACUAUUCUUCACGACAUGCAUAUUAAUGUGAGCUCCGAUUUAAUGAAUAAGUAAGUAGCGAAAAGAAGGCAGACGAG
This is a messenger RNA of Amoebophrya sp. A25, 2060 nucleotides long. The record is from the annotation of a GenBank genome assembly. Lineage: Eukaryota; Dinophyceae; Syndiniales; Amoebophryaceae.